Pyrus x bretschneideri (Chinese white pear) is the source of this 2430-nucleotide messenger RNA. RefSeq names its product calcium sensing receptor, chloroplastic. The record is from RefSeq and is a predicted model, not a curated record. Lineage: Eukaryota; Viridiplantae; Streptophyta; Magnoliopsida; Rosales; Rosaceae. Gene Ontology annotation, biological process: cellular response to calcium ion; de-etiolation; regulation of stomatal closure. The transcript has 13 exons. Bases 210 to 1955 code for a protein of 581 amino acids.
UUAUCUUAUUCUUUCCUCCGACGAUUCCAUAUAAAUCGAAAACCCAUUUUUCUGAUGACUGUAGCAAGAAGAAGCCGCAGAAGUAAUAAUUUUCUUUGCAAAAACACUUCCUUUUUUAUGCAAUUUAACGUUAGUUUAGGGUUAUUUUAGCAAAGUGUUGGUGGAAUUUGAUUGUGUUUGUUGCUGAAUAAUUGAGUUUUGGUACGGCAAUGCUGCCUGUUUGCUCAGCCACCUCAAGCUGUUCUUCCCAUUCUCAGAUUUCCAUUCAUGGAGGGUUGAAUGCCAGUUCCCAGUUCCAGAAGGAUUUUGAAGCCAGAUACAUUAUGGGAUGCAGGGGCUCUCUGGGCUUGUCAAAGGCAAUGCCUUUUCAAAGAGAUUUCUUUAAAGCACACGCUACAAAGUCGUUGUAUUCGAACUUCGUGAAAAGCACAGAACAAUCCGUCUCUGUGGAUUUUGUUAACAGGUGUUCCCACUCAUAUGAACCAGACCAUCUCAAGUGCAAGUAUUCAGACGUGUGGAGCUCUUCUACUGGAACCAUGUAUGAACAGCAUCCGCCGGGAAGGGUGGAACUGAAGUUUGUAGACAGCUCUAGCCUAUUGGCUCCUGAUGAGGGACUCGUGGACUUUACUAAUCCGUCAACUGAAAAUGCAAGUGUCUUACCGGCAGCUGUAGAACCUGAAAGCUUAUCAGCUACUGAUUUAACACCGGGGAAUUCCACCUCUGUGCCUGACUCCCUAGAUGUGGAUAGUGAUCGAUUAUCCAGUGUGAAAACUAGUAUUGAGGAUUUUAUUGAUGGGGUUAGCAAGUCUUUCAGUGCUUCAGUAGACAAGGGCGAAGAUAUAGUUAAAACCUCUGUAGAUACAAUCACUUCAUCAUUAACAUCUGUUGUUAAAAGUGCUACCGAAGCAGUGGAUAAUACUGUUGGCGGAUUGUUUUCAGCAGUGGAUCAAACGGGACAAUAUGGUGGUAGUAAAAUGACAAAAUUUUCAAGCGACUUUAAGGAAGCCACAAGUAAAGGAGCUGUUGUUGCUAUUGAUGUCUUGAGACGUUCAAUUGUUGUGGUGGAAGAUUCUCUAUCAAAUGGGGCUUCCUUUGCUGUUAGUUCUUACCAGUCUGCCAAGGCCUUUCUCCCUCCUGACAUCAGUGAUGCGCUAAAUUUGUCUGAAAAGAGAGUUGCAGAGUUCUUGGGGCCUGCCAAAACUGCUUUUCAACAGGUUUAUAUUUCGAUUGAGGGGUUGGAGGAAAAUCUUGGCUUGGACCCAAAUGAUCCGGUCAUUCCAUUUGUUCUAUUUCUUGGCACCUCGGCCACUUUAUGGGUCAUUUAUCGGGUGUGGACAUACAGUGGUUACGCUGGAGAUUUAUCUCCUCAAUCGACAUUGGAGCUCUUGACAGGGAAAGAGAAUGCUGUGCUCAUUGAUGUCCGACCUGAGGUUCUGAGAGAAAGAGAGGGGAUUCCUGAUCUUCGACGAGGAGCUCGCUUUCGCUAUGCAAGUGUGUCCCUACCUGAGGUUGAUGGCGCUGUAUGGAAAUUAGUGAAGAGUGGAAGGGAUCUUAAUGACACCUUAACUGCUGCUGUUAUUAGGAACUUGAAGGUUGUUCAGGACAGGUCCAAGGUCAUAGUUAUGGAUGCUGAUGGUACUCGUUCCAAAGGUAUUGCAAGAUCCUUGAGAAAGCUUGGGCUCAAGAAACCGUACUUGGUUCAAGGUGGCUUUAAGUCUUGGGUGAAAAAUGGUCUCCGUAUUAAGGAACUCAAACCUGAGACAACAUUUACCAUACUCAAUGAGGAAGCUGAGGCAAUUCUGGAGGAUAUCAGUCCUUCUCCGGUGCAAGUUCUUGGGUCUGGUGUGGGAUUGAUUGCAGCAUGGUAUGCACUAGUAGAGUGGGAGAAGACAUUACAACUGAUUGGCAGUUGUUGGUGUUGGUCAGACCAUUUAUCGGCGGGUGGCAUCUUAUGAGACCGCAGAUGAUUUUAAGAAAGAUGUGAGGCUGCUGCUUUCUCCUGUUAGACUGGGAGCUCAGGCACUUUCAUGGACUGCAGGAAAAUUGGAAUCAAACGGCAUUGGACUGCCAACAUCUCCUUCAUCCUCAGAUGUCAAAAACCGAGUAUUGCAGGCUGCUGCAAAGCAUGAAUCUCAACCGUCUGAUACAGAAGGCAUCCAAGAUCCAUCUCCUGACUCAAAACUUCCAAUCAAAGAGAAUGCUGAUCUGUCAGAAGCAUAAACGUUGAUAUUUUCUUGCAGUAGCCUGCACUACUUCAAUAGAACCUCGCGUUCUAACCCGAAAGUCGAUCUGAGCUGUAUUAGCAAGCUAAUGAAGGUUACUUAAGCUAAUUAAGUGAUAAUUCUGUUAGAAGAUACACUCUGAAUUAAGGUUGUGCAAAAUUAUUAAUAUUAUUGUUAUUAUUAUUAUUAUUAAUAUUUUAGACUCUUC